Molecule: messenger RNA, 1014 nt
Organism: Tripterygium wilfordii
Lineage: Eukaryota; Viridiplantae; Streptophyta; Magnoliopsida; Celastrales; Celastraceae
Product: tabersonine-19-hydroxy-O-acetyltransferase-like
Exons: 1
Coding region: 1-1014 (337 amino acids)
Source: RefSeq, a predicted model, not a curated record
AUGCUAGAGGAGAUUCUUUAUGAUGAAGUAACUCCAGGAGCUCAUACCUGUAUGGUACAAGUAAACGUGUUUGCUUGUGGUGGUAUUGCCAUAGGCGUUGUUACUCCACACAAUUUGCUUGAUGGAGCUGUUCUCUUUGUAUUUGUCAAAACUUGGGUUGGAAUGGCAGCAGGAGGUGGAGGAGCAUAUGCAUAUAAAUCACCCGAUUUUCGUGCCUCGGAUAUCUUUCCUCAAAACAAGGCAUUCCCUCAAUACUUAACCAAUCCAAGUAUGGCGAGUUUGUUGGUUAGAAAGGGCAAGCCUGUUGUAAGGAGGUUUGUGUUUGAUGGGCAAAUCAUAAGCGAACUCAAGACCCAAGCAACUAGUUAUGGCGUUCAGAACCCUACUCGUACGGAAGUUGUCUCAGCAUUUCUCUACAAUUGCGUCAUAUCUGCAUUAAGGAAGAUAAAAUCAAGUGCUCCGAAGUCUGCUAUAAUAACAAAUUCUAUAAAUUUUCGGCCAAAGGCUUCACCGCCAUUCGAGGAAACUAUGGUGGGGAAUUUUGUAUUCAUAGUAAGCAUGAUAUCAAAAGGAGAAGAAUUAGAUUCGGGCAGCUUCAUACGCCAAAGGAGGGAAGCACUAUCGAGGAUCGAUGGUGAUCUUGUGAAGAGCCUUCAAGGUGAUCAAGGGUUGCGAAAUCUUUGUGAGUACCUGGAAAGGUUUCGCGAAUUAAAUUCUAAGGCCGUUUCCGAUGGAGCGGAACCAAUAUCGUUUAAUAGCUUCUGUAACAUGGGGCACUAUGAUGUUGAUUAUGGAUGGGGAAGACCUUUAUGGGUUCCAUUUCUUGCUAUGAUCCGACCUUAUCCAGUAUUCUUGAUCCAACUCAUGGACACAAGGUGUGGUGGUGGAAUUGAAGCAUGGUUGAUGUUGGAUGAACCAGUCAUGUCUGUUCUUGAGCAUGACAAGGUGCUUCUUUCUGCAGCCUCAUUAGAUCCAAGUCCUCUGCAAAUCGGUUUACCAAGGCCCAAUCUUUGA